AUGGCAAAACGGCGUGCGGUGCAGGCAAAGGCACCAACUCAGAAGAGGAAGCUUAACGACGCCUCUACGCUCACCACCAAGGGUGGCGCGAGCGCCGUUUCCGUCGACAACACCACUCAGUAUCCACUCCCUGUGCCCUUCGAAGUCGUCGACGCCUGCGAGAAUAUUAAGCGCUACCAGUCGGCCGUGGAGGAGGGAGGCAUGCGAGCGAGGAAAGGUGUAGACUAUGUCUACCUCCCGCAAGGCGAGGCCAAGCAUGUGCUCUCGCUUCCCCUCACCGACCGCCGCUUCAAGCUUCGCAAGGACGACGUCGAGCUCUACACCAUCACCUAUCCCAGCGGCGAUAUGAUCCGAGCGUGGAGACUGGACGUCGAAGAUGAGAACAACCCAGAAGGAGGUGUUGUCGAACUGUACCGCCUUAUUCCGCACGGCAAGAGGCCACAAACUGCUGUAGGCCGCGAAACAAAACGGGGAAAGAGAACGGUGAUUUACGAGUUAGGUGAGUAUCCCAUUCCGGAGAUGAACGCCAUCACGGAGAAGAUAUGCGACAACAAGAGCGAUGCAGUCAAGCUCGGCGAGAUUACCUGCGACGUCAUGAACCGCUUCCCGUACUCCUUGAAGCUUGAGAACUGGAAGGCAAAGGACCCCAACCACCACAAUUUCCGGGCCCUCCUUACUGACGUCCGGCGCUUUGUGGACUGCACUUCCCUUGUUGCAUGGAAGGCAGAUCUCAACCGGGACAACCUGCCCAAGGAGUUCUACGUGUCAGACAAGAACUACAGCGGGAACAAGCCUUACGGCGCUCCGAUGAGGCCCAUGGUUGAUACCACCGCUGACUGGAAGGUAUUCAAAUGCAAUGCCUUGUUUACGUACGUUCAUGAAGAUGAGCGCACACGUUUCCUUCCAAGCGCAAAAGUUUCCGCGAUCGACAUGGCAACAGUAAGCGACGACACCCCGCCUCCCCCUGGCUUCACCCCCAAAGGCACGACAGACGACGAGAAAUCCCAAGAUCCGAGAGUGCGCGCUGCCAUUCAUGUGGUUCAAGCUGCCGUACAUCGUACGAGCGGCUAUGUCGGGACGGUAGCCCAGAUCAAGAGACGACUGGCGGGCUUCAUUGAAGAACACUACAAGUCGUUGACCGACGACGGCACGAGGAAAGCCAAGCUACGCGAACCGCUGCUAGUUGACGGCAAGCUGAACAGCAGCGCAGCUCUUCGCAAUCCCAGAUUGGAUAAAAACCGGCAUGUCCUCAUCCCCUGGGGUACGACUGCCAUGGAACUCCUCUUGAAUGUGCCCAACCCACUUGUGGAGCGGGGAGCUGUCAUCCGCUCAGUCAACAGAAUCGAUGUCACCUACGUUUUGCAGGGCUUUCUAGACGCUCUCGCAGCCGGUCAAACCUAUGAGCAAGCCCUUUUUGCCAUGGCGAUUCGCGCAGAUGAGAUCAACAUUGGAGCUAUUACCAUCGACCAGAUCAAGCUUGCGCUUGACAACCCAGCCGAGACCGACGAGGAACGGGCCACCAAUGAGGCUUGCUGUGGACAUUGCGACAAGUUUGGUUUGCGCUCAGAGAUGUUGCGCGGGUUGGACGGGCGCGAGUUCCAUCCUGCAUGCGCUAACAGACGUGGAGAGCACACCGACACUCGUACCCGCGGGGUUGAGCACGAUGUCAUGAGAGGUCUGAGAGUGAUAUGCAAGGCAGAGAAGAGCCUCGAUGCGACAGUACUGUUGGCGAAGCUCGCACCGGCUUUGAAGGGCGUGAGAUCUUUCGAAGAUGCUUACGAUGGACUGGUGGAAGACGCACUGAUCGUAGGUCAAGUCGACAAGUCAGCGAACAGCAGCGGUGUCCGGCGUCAAAGAUUCCACCCCGAUCGCGUGUCCGUCGAGAAGCCCUAUACAUUGUGGGUGACAACUGGAGACGAGACAUGGCUCCAUCACAGAGACAAUCUCGUCCUUACGAGAUGGCUCUUCAACGCCGCUCAUUCGACAUCGCUCCCCGCUUGGAUUCCCUGGAUACCACAGCUGCUCAACAUGCAGGACAAAGUGGAAGGCAAACCAGCUACGGUUGGCUACGACGUAGCCAUCCGGGAGAAGAUGCUUGACUUCGAGACGUUCUCUGAGAAUGCAUACAUGAUCGAUAUCAAGCUUCCCUUUCAUGGUUCAGCUCGACUGAGCAUGGGCAUCAAGAUGGCGCAAUUCAUGCGUCUAAAGAAGGAACUGUCAUCGGGCGUGUGGGAUGGUGUUGUUGCUCCGUCGUCCAAGGGCCCCUCUCUGGAAGACACGUGGUACGAAGAAUCGAAGAACCUCAACUUCAUGGAGAAGUCUGGAAAGUUCAAUCCCGCCGGCCUGAAGUUACCUCGCAAUUCCGAAGACGACUCGCCCUGGUUCUGGCGUACCGAUCUUCGCGUGCUGGAUGCAGACUGGGCAUGGAUCGAGCGCGAAUUCAAAGCAUACUAUGCUAUGCUUCGCGAUGACUGCAAUCGUCAUCACGACUCCUCUAAGGAGAGUCCGACCACGUUGUUCAUCCUCUACGCAGUGUGGUGGUUCAAGACCGGUGGAAAAUGCCACAUGCUCGGUUUUCGCCUGGUGCCUUUCCUUCGAUGGCUUACCAAGGACUCUGUCGGCCGUGGUAUGUACUACAUGGAUAAGAACGGCAAAUACCUUUUCGACAAGCCCAUCAUUGCCGGGGCGCCAAUGGUUACUGGCUGCCUGAAGCUGCUCCCAGAGAACAUGGAGCUGGAUUUCGACUUCACCAUCUCUACACUGUUGAAGAUUCAGCCGUCGACUGAGUGGUAUGAGGCCAUCAAGACGAGACCCGGCUACAACACCCGCGACCUCAAGAAGCCAACUCUGUGGAAGACAGAAGGCGCCGUUGAUGUCGAGCAGGUUGAAGAUGACGAGGAGGCGUUCUACCAGCAGGACAUCGACGCCCGACAGCACGUCACCGGCUUCGACAAGUUCUCGGAGGAGCAGCAGGAGGAGGAGCAGCAGCAGGAGCAGGGGCAGGGGCAGCAAAUCAAACGUGUGACGCCAGCAGAGACAGAGCACUACAGCUUCGAGGUUGUCAAGACCGACUACGUCGGCCUGCCAAACGACCCAAAGCACAUUGCGCUGGAGGUGGACGAAGGCCAUCCGCUGUACGGCUACGUGGUCCAGAGGACAGAUGCCAAAGGUCGGUGUCUUGUCGCCACCCCACGUCGCGGCGGCGAGUUCAAGCCUCGUGGGCUAUCGGCUCUCAACAUGAUACCGUGGGUGGCAAGCUUUGCAGAAGACGGCAUCAUCAGAGACAGGAACGGCGAGCAGAUCUUCGACCUCUCGGAACGCUCAGAAGGCGGGAGUGAUAAUGUCGAUCUGACUAAGUUGAUGAGCGAGCGGAUGGCGAACCUUGUUGACGAGCACAGGAAUGCGCUUGUGUACAAUGGGCGUGUCGCAACAUUGGUGGGUCGGCUGCAGGGGUGUGUUGACAACGGCGACCAAGCCGGUUGGGCGAUGGCGGACAGCGAGCUUACGGAGGAGCUGCAGCAGCAGGAGUAG
This is a messenger RNA of Saxophila tyrrhenica, 3531 nucleotides long. RefSeq lists its product as uncharacterized. The record is from RefSeq and is a predicted model, not a curated record. Bases 1 to 3531 code for a protein of 1176 amino acids. NCBI's taxonomy places the organism in Eukaryota, Fungi, Ascomycota, Dothideomycetes, Mycosphaerellales, Extremaceae. The transcript has 6 exons.